Molecule: messenger RNA, 3184 nt
Organism: Chlamydomonas reinhardtii
Lineage: Eukaryota; Viridiplantae; Chlorophyta; Chlorophyceae; Chlamydomonadales; Chlamydomonadaceae
Exons: 6
Coding region: 142-2457 (771 amino acids)
Cellular component (GO): cytosol
Source: RefSeq, a predicted model, not a curated record
AUACGUGAGCACCAUAAUUAGCUCAGAGCAAGGCGAUUUGACGAGAUCGUAGCAGAAAUCCUUCUAUCGUUGCCGAACAACGACACCGGGGCUUUCUUUCUCGUGCAUAUGACCUGAAGACUGAGUAUACUACUAUUAAAAAUGGAAGGCCUGGAGGCGGUCGGCGAAUGGACCGCCGCAAUGAAGUCGGAGGAGGGGCGCGAGCAUUUCCUGGAGAGCGGGGGGCUUGAACAAGCUGCUCAGACAUUUAAGGAUGCCGUGGCUGAUGCGAGGCCGCCGGCGCAGCUGGUGCCACUAUGUCGCCUGCUGCGUAACUGCGUUCCGCUUGGGCCGGCGGCGGUGGAGACGCUUCUGGACGCGGACGUCGUCGGCACCGCCUGCCGCCUGGUCUGCUCCGCCCUCCCGGACCCCCAGCCCGCAUCGGGGCCCGCAGCAGCGCCAGCCUCCUCAUCGCAAUCGCCUCCAAGCCCGCAUGGAGCGGAGAUGGACGAAGCUACACUGCAGCUGCUGGCAGCUGCCACGCAGCUCCUUGCCAACCUGGCCAACUCGGGGGUGGAGGCCGCGGAGGCGGUGUGGGCGGCGGGCUGGUCGGCGGGGGCGCUGCUGCGGCUGGUGGCGCACCCCUCAGGCAAGCUGCACGAGCCCGCCGCACUCAUCUUGUACGCGUGCUGCCGCCAGUGCUACGACUGCAGCCGCGCGCUGUGCGGCCUGGCUGGCAGUAGCGGCAGUAGCGGCAGUAGCAGGGGCGACGGGCAGGCGGGAGGCUGCAGCAGCAGUGGCCGUAGCGGCCAGCCUGCAGCGGCAGCAGCAGCGGCAGCAACGUCAGCAUCUUCCACGCCGCCAAACCAUGCAGGUGCAGGUGCAUGUGCGGGCGCGGAGGAGGUUGGAGCGGCUCGCGCGGUGUGGGAGGCGCUCCUGCGGCGCCAGCUGGAGGACCACCGGCGGCAGGCGGCCGGCGGCGGCGGGCCGCGCGACGGCGGCCACCAGGCAAACAGUCAGCAGUGGACGUCGCUGCUGGUCGGCUGCGUGGCGCUGAGGCAGGGGCUGCUACAGCCGCUGCUGGCACUCCUCAGCGGCUGUAGCAGUCCCGGCGCCGCUCGGGCGCCCGCUCCCGCUCCUGCUGCGGUUGUGGCUGCGGGGACUGCCCCUGCAGCUGAGGCCGCUGCUGCCGUGCCUGCUGCUGAGGCGGCAGAGGGGACCCCAGGCGACGACGGCGCCGCGGCCGUCACAGCUGCCCGCGGCUUCCUGUGCCCACUGGUGCUACACCUGGUGGCGGUGGAGAUGCUGGAACUCAAGGGCGGGGCGGCCGUGGAUCUGGAAUCCUCGGAAAAAUCCCCGAGCUCCCGGAUCCAAGCCGGAUCCAGCACGGGCGUGGAGCAGCUUCCGCCGCCGCCGCCGGUAGCGCGGCCGCUGUGCGCCGCGCUGCUGUGUGCGGCCGAGGUCGCUGUGGCGGCGGCGCGUGCGUGCGCGCGGCGCGGCGGGGCCAGCGGCAGUGCUGCCGCCGCCGGGGUGGAGGGCCGGGCUGGCAGCGAGCGCGAGCACCAGCAGGCGCAGGGGCAGGGGCUGGAGCAGGGGCAGGGGCUGGAGGAGGUGGCACCGCUGGAAGCUGUGCUUGAGGCUGCACUGGAGGUCCUCAAGUCCGUCACGCAGCGCGAGGACGGCGGCCGAGCGCUGGCCGGCGGGAUAGACCUGGCGGAGUGGCUGCUGCUAACCAACAGUGACAGCAGCAGCAGUAGCAGUAGCAGUAGCAGUAGCAGUCAUGGCGUUGGUACCCAGGCGUCGAGCGGCGACGACGCGGCGGGGGCUGCAGCGGCAGGCGCGCCCUCGGCGGCGGGGGCGGGGGCGGUGACAGUGCCGGCGCAGCUGCUAGGCAUGCUGGCGGCGCUGCAGCCGGCGGCGGCGGCGCGGACCAAGGCGCGGUCGACGCUGCCGCCGCCAAUGGUCAUGGAUCUGCGUACGGGAGCGACUGAGGCGGCGCCGCCGCCACCCGAGGGCGCGCCGCCACAGGACCGGCCGGUGGUUGAGCUGCCAGCGGCACUGGAACGGUUGGCGGUUGGUUUUCCAGCUGGCGCGUCUGCAACGCCGUACAUCGGUUACCGCGGCGACCUGGUGGCGGUUGUUGCCAACGGCUGCUUCCGGCGGCCGACGGUUACAUCAGCAGUUGUUCGGUUGGGCGGUUUGGAGCUGCUGCUGGCGCAGACACACCUGGACGAGCGGAGUCCGCUGGCGCGGGAGUGGGCGCUGUGGGGCGUGAGGAACAUGGCCGAGGGCAGCGAGGAGGUCCAGGCACGUAUUGCGGGACUGGAGCUGCAGACCACGGUGGAAACGCCCGAGCUGCAGCAGCUGGGCCUCAGGCUGGAGCUUGACAAGGCCACGGGUAAAAUGAAGGUGACCAAAACCGAGGAGGCCGAGGAGGUGCUCAGGCGGGGCGCGCCGCCGCCGCCGCCGCCGCAGUAGAUACCGUAGAGCUGCAGUCGGGGAUGCACAGCUUGCAGCAGCUGCUGCUGCGCGGUGCUGGUGGCAGCCGCGGCGUUUGAAGCAGCGGAGCGGGCGGCGGUGGAGGCAGCCAACUAGCGACUGGCCACGUACCCCAGUGGCCAUGGCGUUGUUGCAAUUGCAGCCAGCGACAGUGCCCAUCGAGUGCUUCAUUUCAGCAUGGGGAGGCCGACUCCAAGAGGCGACAUGCGACAUUGUGACAGCGGCACAGGCUACAGGCAGCGCGUGCUGGGUUUGGGUGUUGCAGACUUGGGAUACACAUGUUACAUUCCGCACGCGGCAUUUGGGCAAUGCGGAGGAGAUGGCGAGGCGAGGCUGCUGAGUCCGUCGAAGGCUGAGUGGCCAGCGCCGGCUUGAAGCGAAAUGGGCGGCUGGCUGUGAGCUUGCGUGCUGGCUUCACCGGCUUCACUGGCUUCACCGCGGGGAGCACACGGCGCAGGCGGAAAGGUGUGUUUGUUGCGACAGGGUUCAAGCAUUCGGGGGAUAGCUUGGGUUGUAGUGUUGGAGUGGGGGGAGGGAUGAAUCAGUACGGCCACCGGGAGCCAGGAUUCGGGGAACGUGCGGGUCCCAGUCGGGUGCUUUGUGACCCCCCACCGCGCCCGGACAUCGGAUUGAGUGUCGCGGUCGGGGCGGCAACUGGGUUUUUCCCCACAAGCCCUGAAGCUUGCAAUUGUAAUUAUGAUUCUUC